Messenger RNA from Rangifer tarandus platyrhynchus (Svalbard reindeer), 363 nucleotides. The record is from the annotation of a GenBank genome assembly. NCBI's taxonomy places the organism in Eukaryota, Metazoa, Chordata, Mammalia, Artiodactyla, Cervidae.
GGAACCCGGGAGUUGGCCGUGGACGCCGGGCAGGACGGGCGCGCUGGGCAUCGACUUGGAAAAGACGAUGAUCGGGGGAGCGGCGUCGCGGAUAUCGCACAACACAGGGGCCACACGGGAAAAAGGGCUGCGGGAAAACGGAAAGACACUCACCGGCAGAUUCACUCAAUCAGCUGUUUUGAUCACAUCCGGCUGGCAUAUGGAAAAGCGACGGCCACACGAGCGGACAACAGCAGCGCAGGAAAGGACACUCCGUCCUCAUCGCAGCAGACCUCUCACUUCUACCCCGCGAAUUUGCUCAACAAAACGUUCUGGAUCCGAAAAAUUCAUGCCAACGGCUACACGGCGGAUAUAAACCCCUAA